UCGCGCGUCCAUCACCUUUUUGGCCUCCAAAAAGGAAAUCUAUGCUUUGUUUCAGUCCUCUGAUUUUAGCUCCUGUCACUCUCUUUGAUCUGCCCUGCUCGAACAACUCAAGACCAGAUUUCCUCUAGGGUUUCUGCCUUCUCGCCUAUCUCUCAUGGCGGCUGCAGCGGCGGGCGGGGUUGGAGUUGGGGCGGAUCAGGGGGUGCAGAUCCACAGGUUUCGCGGGCUGAGGUCGUCGGGGUUGAUUCCAUUUGGGCGAUCUUCCCGGAGCUUAGCGGUGGCGUCCUCAUCGAGCUCUUCCUCGGUUGUCACGGCUGUUUCCACCCCUAUAAGGCCAGAUACUUCUGAGGUAAAGCGAAGCAAGGUUGAAUUGUUCAAGGAGAAAAGCAAUUUCCUUAGAUAUCCUCUAAAUGAGGAGUUAACUUCAGAAGCUCCAAACAUAAAUGAGGCUGCCACCCAACUGAUCAAAUUUCAUGGAAGUUAUCAACAAACUAACAGAGAUGAACGUGGUGUCAAGUCUUACCAGUUUAUGCUUCGUACAAAGAAUCCGUGUGGGAAAGUACCGAACAGGCUCUACUUGGUUAUGGAUGAUCUUGCAGAUGAUUUUGGCACAGGCACUCUCCGCUUGACCACUAGACAAACAUUUCAACUGCACGGUAUCCUGAAGAAGAACCUCAAAACUGUAAUGAGCACUAUUAUUAAAAACAUGGGCUCAACUCUUGGUGCAUGUGGUGAUCUGAACAGAAAUGUAUUAGCUCCUGCAGCACCGUAUACCAAAAAAGAAUAUGUCUUUGCUCAGGAAACUGCAGAGAAUAUUGCUGCACUCUUGACACCACAGGCUGGCGCAUAUUAUGAUCUAUGGAUAGAUGGGGAAAAGAUCAUGUCAGCAGAGCCCCCUGAAGUAGUCGAAGCUCGUAAUGACAACUCACAUGGGACUAAUUUCCCUGAUUCUCCAGAGCCCAUCUAUGGCACUCAAUUCUUGCCUAGAAAGUUCAAGAUUGCAGUGACUGUGCCUAUUGACAACUCUGUGGAUAUCCUGACAAAUGAUAUUGGUGUCGUCGUAGUUUCUGAUAUUGAUGGAGAACCUCAAGGCUUCAAUAUUUAUGUAGGAGGAGGCAUGGGAAGAACACACAGGGUGGAGACCACAUUCCCUCGUCUGGGAGAGCCUUUAGGUUAUGUACCAAAAGAAGACAUCUUGUAUGCUAUAAAAGCUAUUGUUGUUACACAAAGAGAAAAUGGGAGGAGAGAUGACCGCAGGUAUAGUAGAAUGAAGUAUUUGAUUGGUGAAUGGGGGAUUGACAAAUUCCGCACAGUCGUCGAGCAGUAUUAUGGAAAGAAGUUCGAGCCAUUCAGAGAAUUACCAGAGUGGGAAUUCAAGAGUUACCUUGGAUGGCAUGAACAGGGUAAUGGUGCAUUGUUCUGUGGAGUACACAUUGAUAGCGGGCGUAUAGGUGGGAAUAUGAAGAAAACACUAAGAGAAAUAAUUGAGAAGUAUAACUUGAAUGUGCGGAUUACACCUAACCAGAACUUGAUCUUGUGCGACAUUCAUCACUCAUGGGAAGAACCUAUCACCGCAGCACUUGCCCAAGCUGGUCUACUGCAACCUACGGAAAUUGAUCCUCUUAAUUUAACUGCAAUGGCAUGUCCUGCACUGCCACUUUGUCCACUAGCAAUAACAGAAGCUGAGAGGGGGAUACCACAAAUUCUUAAAAGGAUUCGAGCUGUAUUCAAUAAGGUAGGCAUAGAGAACAAUGAGUCAGUUGUGAUAAGGGUAACAGGCUGUCCCAAUGGGUGUGCAAGACCCUACAUGGCCGAGCUAGGACUGGUUGGUGAUGGUCCCAACAGCUACCAGGUCUGGCUUGGUGGGACACCUAAUCAGACUUCAUUAGCAAAAUGCUUUACGAACAAGGUGAAGGUCCAAAACCUAGAGAAGGUUUUGGAGCCAUUGUUUUACGGCUGGAAGAGCAAGCGCCUGCAGGGUGAAUCAUUUGGCAGCUUCACGACUCGGAUAGGUUUUGAUAAAUUGCAAGAGCUGGUAGAGAAGUGGGAGGGUCCAUUGGAGACAGCAUAGCAGUUUAAUCUCAAGUUGUGGAUGGUAGACAUAUAAAAGCCAUGGCUGCGUUAAUACAGUAGCAGAAUAAGGCCACGAAUCCGGUUGGCCAUGGAGGUUAUUUGCAGCUGUUGCAGCUCAACUGAAUGGCAGAAGUUUACAAUAUGAUAUGGGAACUGAUCUGAAUCAGGUUAUUUGCAGCUGUUGCAGCUCAACUGAAUGGCAAAAGUUUACAUUAUGAUAUGGGAACUGAUCUGAAGUUUUGUUCCUAAAGCUGCUGAGGCAAUUGAAUGUUUUCUUUCUCUUGCACUUUGCUUUCAGUGGUUGAAAGUUUAAAGCCUAAGAGCUCGUUGUUUGUGUUUGUUGUCGAGUGAUUAGAAGCGAACCUACUUAAACUAUUACUGCUGAGGCAUAAAGCCUUUCGGGAUACAGCUGCAACAAUGAUUCAGUAUUUUGCUAUA
Molecule: messenger RNA, 2511 nt
Organism: Musa acuminata subsp. malaccensis (wild Malaysian banana)
Lineage: Eukaryota; Viridiplantae; Streptophyta; Magnoliopsida; Zingiberales; Musaceae
Product: sulfite reductase [ferredoxin], chloroplastic
Biological process (GO): sulfate assimilation
Cellular component (GO): sulfite reductase complex (NADPH); chloroplast stroma
Molecular function (GO): sulfite reductase (ferredoxin) activity; heme binding; 4 iron, 4 sulfur cluster binding
Source: RefSeq, a predicted model, not a curated record